Messenger RNA from Knipowitschia caucasica, 2319 nucleotides. The record is from the annotation of a GenBank genome assembly. NCBI's taxonomy places the organism in Eukaryota, Metazoa, Chordata, Actinopteri, Gobiiformes, Gobiidae.
AUGGAAAGUGACACUGCAAUGACCACGAACGACAUUAGUCGCCUCACAUUGGAGCUUCGUGAGAGAGACCGUGCCACUAUUGCAGACCUCCGUAAAGAAGUCCUUCGCCUCACUGCAGAGCUGCAGGAUAAACACUCUGGGCCCUCUUGUUCUACACCUAAGUGCCCGGUUCGGAAUAAAGAGCCUGCGGACUGCGAGGAGCCAUCCAGCGCCGUGGCCCAUGUCCUGAGCCUUUCAAACCGCUAUGCAGCCCUCUCCGCUGACAUCCCAGCCCCCUCAGCAGAACCCCUGGACUCUGCAGCAAACUCUACUGCUUGCAUCACCACCACUUACCUUCACCGGGUCAGCAGCAGCGACCCGAGCCUGCUCCUCUCGCUGCUCCAGCGUCUCCGUGCACACAGCGUGGGUUGCCCGGAGCUGGGAAUCAACACCCCCACUCCUCUCCAUGUGUUCAGCAGCGCCCUGGUUCGGACCCAUCCCUGGAUGAGCCCGCUGGUUCUGGCCAUGGACACCGAGCGCCCUCUCCGCGGCCGCGUCCACUCUUCGCCCGACUACUCUGAUUAUCUGCUCAUCCGUCUCCCUCCUCUGCUUCACUCCCUGCCCGAUACCAUAUCCAAGGUAAUCGUGCAUGUGGGUAUAAAUGAUAUGAAGCUGCAGCAGUCAGAGGUCACAAAGAAGCACUUUAUGGAUCUGUUCCGCCUCCUCCAGUCCUCCGGGUUAUCCGUUUUUAUUUCUGGUCCAGUCCCGACUGUAAACCGGGGUGACUGCCUCUACAGUCGCGUUGUGGCGCUCAACAUGUGGCUCCAUGCUCCCCGAGGGGGGCGUGACUGUUUACAUCUGAGGCUUCUCGGCCCCCACCACCCCCCUCCUCCUCCUUACCAGCACCGGUUGUCUCCCCCCUUGGACUGCCACCUUAACGUGGUGGGGGAGUUUGAGCACUCGGAUGAUCCUGGGAGCUAUGCUGUCUGGGGCUUCAUGCCCCUGGUAGGGUCUCCCAUGGCAGACAGGUCUCAAGUGACGAGUCAGACGAAGCGCAGUCCGAAGCCAACCAUGGACAGCACGACAACGAAAACCGUGACGUCGCCCGGCAUGGCGCAGCCGGGGCCCCACCCUGGAGCCAGGCCUGGGGUCGGGGCUCGCAAGCGAGCGCCUGGUGGCCGGGCCUUAGCCCACGGGGCCCGGCCGGGCUCAGCCCGAAGGGAUGACGUGGGCAGUCCCUCCUGUGGGCUCACCACCUGCAGAGGGGUCCGUGGUGGCGAGGUGCAGAGAGGACUGGGCAGCGGUCGAAGGCGGAGACCUCGACGACCCAGUCCACACACCCAACAUCUGGCUCUUGGGACGUGGAACGUCACCUCACUGGGGGGGAAGGAGCCCGAGCUUGUGGGGGAGGUUGAGCGAUACCGACUAGAGAUAGUCGGCCUCACCUCCACACACAGCUUGGGCUCUGGAACCCAACUCCUUGAGAGGGGUUGGACGCUCCACUUUUCUGGUGUUUCCCGCGGGGAGAGGCGGCGAGCUGGGGUGGCCAUACUCAUUGCCCCCCAUCUCAGCCGCCACGUGUUGGAGUUCUCCCCGGUGAAUGAGAGGGUCGCGUCCCUCCGUCUCCGGGUGGGGGACAAGUCUCUCACUGUUGUGACGGCCUACGGGCCUAACGGUAGUGCAGAGUACCCGGCCUUCUUGGAGUCCUUGGGAGGGGUACUGGACAGUGCACCGCCCGGGGACUCCGUUAUUCUCCUGGGGGACUUCAACGCCCAUGUGGGAAAUGCCAGUGACACUUGGAGAGGGGUGAUCGGGAAGAGCGGCCCCCCUGAUCUGAACCCGAGCGGUGUUCAGUUGUUGGACUUCUGUGCCAGUCACGGCCUGUCCAUCACAAACACCAUGUUCGAGCACAAGGGUGUCCAUCAGUGCACGUGGCACCAGGACACCCUAGGCCGGAGGUCGAUGAUCGACUUUGUAGUCGUAUCAUCUGACCUUCGACCGCGUGUCUCGGACACUCGGGUGAAGAGAGGGGCGGAGCUGUCAACCGAUCAUCACCUGGUCGUGAGUUGGAUCCGCUGGCAGGGCAGGAGGCCGGUCAGACCUGGCAGGCCCAAGCGUGUAGUGAGGGUUUGCUGGGAACGUCUUGGUGAGCCCCCUGUCAGACGGACUUUCAACUCACACCUCCGGGAGAGCUUCUCCCAGGUCCCGGCAGAGGAGGGGGACAUCGAGUCCGAGUGGACCAUGUUCUCUUCCUCUAUCGCCAAUGCGGCGGCUCGUAGCUGUGGUCGCAAGGCUGAAGAAGGAGUCCUAUCGAGCAAUGAUGGUUCGUGGGACUCCUGA